UGACCACGUGGUGCUCGAGAUUGGAGAAUUUGACUCGCAAGGGCCGUGUUCGACGCUUUUUCUCGGAAAAAGGCAUGAAAACAAACAAACAAACACAAAGAAAUUCCCCAAACCAAACCCUCCUUUCGGCCAAUCCCGAGUGCCCCGUCUUUCUGUGUCCUCCUGCUCGAGUUUCGACCUCUUCCUCGUCUCUCGCUCGCAUCUUCCAAUCCCCACUUUGAUUCUAUCUGAUUUUGACAUGUUGCCGUCCUCUCAUCCAGAGUCCACUUCCAUGUGCCCAUCGUGUCUGGAUUGCUAUGAAAUCUAGGGUUUGUUUUUGGAAAGCCAGCUCGAGUCCUAGCUUAAACGAGCUACAUAUCCUUCCAAUUCGGCCAUGGAAGGAACGCAUAUAUCGCAGCAACAAGCUUCGGGUCACUACAGGCCUUGUCUUCAGGAUGGAAGAGUGGAGCAGGGAGGCUUUGACGACUCAGUGCCGACCGUGGACCUCAUGAGCGUUGACCAACGCGAGGCUAUGAGGGAUAUGGAUGAUUCGCAGCUCGUCGGAGCUCCGGAGGCUGGUGUGGCGGCCAAAGAGGACGUGCCCAUGGCGGAGGUGGAGAUGUUGAUGAUGAUGAAGAAAAAGUUGGAGGCGAAUCCGGUGCAGACGAUGGUGGCGAAGAGAAAGCGGGGGCGACCGCCCAGGGGUCUGGCUAAGCCGAUCAAAACCACGCCUCCGGUAAGGAAGAAGAAGGACGAAGAGGAUGUGUGUUUCAUAUGCUUCGAUGGUGGGAGCCUCGUGCUCUGUGAUCGCCGGGGCUGCCCUAAAGCAUAUCAUCCUGCCUGCAUUAAACGAGACGAGUCGUUCUUCAAAUCAAGGGCUAAGUGGAAUUGUGGUUGGCAUAUAUGCAGCAAUUGUCAGAAGGCUGCACAUUAUAUGUGCUAUACUUGUACAUAUUCUUUGUGCAAGGGUUGUAUCAAAGAUGCUGAUUAUCUGAGCGUAAGAGGAAAUAAUGGAUUUUGUCGGAUGUGCAUGAGAACUGUGAUGCUGAUCGAGAAUUUUCAAGGAAAUACAGAAGUGCCUCAAGUAGAUUUUGAUGACAAAAGUAGUUGGGAGUAUCUCUUCAAGAUGUAUUGGAUAUUUUUGAAGGGAAAACUAUCUUUAACUUUAGAUGAGCUCACUCGGGCUAAAAAUCCAUGGAAGGAAGCUUAUGCUAUAGCUCAAAAGGGGGGAUCUUCAGGCGAACUUUACGAUGGCAUUGAUGAGAAAGCUUCUAGUUUUAACAAUUCUUGUGCAGCCCUGCAAACAAAUAAUUCCAGAAAAAGAAAAGCUAAGGAGCUGCCUAUUUUUAAUAAGGACUCUGCAACUAAGGAGAAAUCAGGUAGUGACAAAGAUCCGCAUCUGCUUGAAGGCACAAUAUGGGCGUCAAAGGAGCUCUUGGAAUUUGUUGCACAUAUGAAAAAUGGUGACACAUCUGUGCUAUCUCAGUUUGAUGUCCAGGCUCUUUUGCUAGAAUAUAUAAGGAAAAACAAUCUCCGUGAUUCUCGCCGGAAAUGCCAAAUAGUUUGUGAUAUGAGGCUUAUAAAUCUGUUUGGGAAAACGCGUAUUGGUCACUUAGAAAUGCUAAAGCUUCUUGAAUCUCACUUUCUUAUAACAAAAAGCUCCUCAGCUGAUUAUAUUUUAAGGGCAGGAGUUGUCAAUGAUACUGCUGGCCAGGUGGAGGCUGAUGGGAACUAUGAUAACCAACUUCUGAUGGGAAGUGACGAGAGGCAUAAAACAUGUAGAAAAACGGAUGAUGGGGGAUCACGGGCUAAUUCAGAUGUUUUUGCAGCGAUUGAUGUUCACAACAUUAACUUGAUUUACUUACGCCGUAAUUUGAUGGAGAGUCUUUUGGAUGAUGCUGACAAAUUUCAUGACAAAGUUGUUGGCUCAAUUGUGCGAAUAAGAAUUCCCGACAUUGGUCAAAAACAAGAAAAGUGUAGGCUUGUACAAGUUGCAGGUACAAACAAGGUGGCCAAACCAUAUAAACUCGGAGAAAGAAAUACUGAUCUCAUGCUCGAAAUCUUGAAUUUAGACAAGAAAGAGGUCAUAUCAAUUGAUGAAGUUUCAAAUCAGGAGUUCUCUGAGGAUGAAUGCAAGCAUUUACGCCAGAGUAUGAAAUGUGGGCUCAUCAAACGGUUGACUGUGGGUGAGAUCCAGGCAAAAGCAAUGACACUUCAACCAGUGAGAGUAAAUGAUGGGCUGGAAGCUGAGAUAAUACGACUUAACCAUCUACGUGAUUUGGCAAGUGAAAAGGGACAUGAGAAGGAAUUUAGAGAAUGCGUGGAGAGAAUACAGCUUCUGAGCUCACCUGAGGAACGUCAGCGCAGACUGCUUGAGAUCAUUGAAGUACACAUUGAUCCUAAGAUGGAUCCAAGUUAUGAGUCUGAGGACAACGUGGGAGAAUUAGAUGAGAAGAAACAAGAUGAUCAUGCGAGAACAGAAGUUUCUGGAUAUGGAAGAAAGGAGAGUGACCCUAUCUCUGCUCAAAGAGGAGAUUAUGUCUUGAAUGAUACUGGAAGCAGGGCACAGAAAAAUUUAGCCAAGUCUUGCAAACAAAGUAGAGAAGCUGGUAUGACAAGCAGUUCCAAUAAAGGUGGUGCUACUUGGCUUCAUGAGAUGAUGAAUGAAUCUUCUUGGAAGGAGAGAAAAGCAUCUGGCAUAAAUAAUUGGAAUACACCAGAAAACCCGAUCAAUACUUCUGGUUCAUUGGCCAUUGGUUGUAACAGUCAAGCAGUGUUGAAAUCUGAAAUUUCUGGGGUUGCAUCAGAAAUUUCAGCACUGGCUCUUUCUACAGGGGCAGACAAAUUUGCUGACAGUUUUGAGACUGAUAAAGUUUGGCACUACGGUGAUCCAAAUGGAAUAAUUCAAGGACCAUUUUUUAUGUCACAACUGCGCAAAUGGAAUACAAAUGGGCACUUCCCUCCUGAUCUCAGAAUAUGGAGGAUAAAUGAAAUGCAAGAUAAUUCUGUACUUUUGACUGAAGCAUUAAGUGGGAAAUUCCAUGAAGCAAAGAUGGUGCUGAAUAAUUGUAAUUUACUCUCUGAAGAUGUUGGACUUGCCACUGAUUAUAGAGAUAAUAAUGGCGAUGGUGGAUUGAGCGAGAGUAUGAAUGCCUCUCAGAUAGACAAUAAAGAAGAGGAGGGAAGUUUGAAGCCAAUGCAGGAUGACUCAAGUGGUAAUGAUGAAUUUUUGAGGAGCAAUGGAUGGGUCUCUAGUCAAUCUAGUUGGACUACACCUGCUGAUCUUGCCAAUUCCAAUGAACGAAAAAAUGGUGCUUUUAAACCAGGCUGGGACUCAUCUAAGGGUAAUAGUUCUUGUCCUGACCAGCCCCAAGCGUGUAGUAGUUCACUAGUCCCACCUACAUUUUCUGGGAAGUCGUUUGAAUCUGUAUCAUAUCCAGUGAGAGAAGUUUAUGGGGGCGAAUGUACUUCUGUUCAGGAGAAUGGUAAUUGCAAUUCACACAGCCCUGCUGACGAUCAGAUUAAAAAUGAACAGGGUUGUGAGAACCGAUCUGACAGUGAGGGCCAUUCUGGUCAAUCUUCGGGGCAGAGCUGGAGGCCUCCACCCGUAAAUGUUUCAUCAAACGGCUGGGUUUCCAGUUCUGAUUUUAUUUCUUUAGUUAAGUCACUUGAAACAACAGAGCAAACUCAAGAAAUUGAUUUUCAAGAAAUGCCGAGUCCCACUAUAAAGCAAAGCAAUGAAGACUUGGAAGCUCAGGCUGCCAAAAACAAACAAGCUGCUUCUUCAGGUUUUCCUGUUCAGGAUGCAGGCCCUAGCAGGAGCACUGCCUCUAGUUUAGUGGGUGGUGGGGCACAAAUGUCUGAAGUAGCUGAUGGAAUGGGUCCUUAUUCCCCAACUACUGCCAAACCUUCCAUUGGGGAAUGGGGCUCCAGUCUUGUUUCUGCAUCAUCUCUGAUACCAACUGAAAUUGAUCAUGCUGCUACCCCGAGUUCAAUCAGUGACCAACUGACACAUUCUUCCCCAUCUCAUCCAACAUCCAACGCAUCUAGUUGGCAGGCAAUUGUUACUGAACCCACUGAGUUUUGCUCUUUAGCUGAUGAAUCUGUUUCAGAUCUGUUGGCUGAAGUUGAGGCAAUGGAGGCAAUGGUAUCGAUAGAGGAUUCGAAACAUGAUUGUAUGAGUCCUCUAGAUGAGUUUAGCCCAGGACUUGAUCCUGGGAAAAGUGAUGCUUUAAGCUCCACUGGUGAUUUACAAGCACCUUCCCAGUCCACGGUGACUGAUGAACCAGAUGGCACACGUCACGCUGAUAUUCUUGAUCCUCAAAAGAGAUCAAGCAGGCAUUCCUCCACAAUUGUUGAAGUUGAAGGAGAUGCAAAGCCCACUGAUAUUUCAGUCAAGGAAUCUCGUUCUGAAAUCCAUCCUCCAUCGCCAUCUACUGAAAGUUGGGAUAUAUCUACUAGGGAUGCCACUUGGAGAGUGGGAUCAGAAAGGACAGCGAACAGUUGGGGACUGGCACAGGGAAGUCCAAACCUGGGCUGGGGAGGAUCAAAUCAGAGCAACACAAAUGUGGGUUUGGGACCUGUUCAAAUGGCAGCACAGAACAGUAUAGGCAUGAAUUUUGGUGCUUCUGCCGGGAAUCCUGGUUUCUACAGACCAAGAAUUGGAGGUGACAGAUUCUCUGGACCUAGAGAUAGGGGUUUUCAGAGCAGGGAUUUAGGAUAUGGUAGGGGUAGGGGUAUGUGGAACAGGCAGCCCUUAUAUAUUGGUGGAAAUGAAAGUCCUUUCAGGCCUCCCAAAAGUCACAGAGUUUGUAAAUUUUACGAAAGUGGCUAUUGCAAAAAGGGAGCAUCGUGUAGUUAUUUGCACCCAUGAAUUUGUGGGUUCUAUGCGAUUAGGCACAUUUAAUUCUGUAAUCAUUUAUUCAUAUUAGGGAGUCUGUACUUGCCAAUGUUGUAAUCUCAACCUGUAGAAGUAUCGGUCAAGGACUCUCAACUAGCAUACAAAUGUUUUUUUUUGAAUGAAUAUCAGGACAGUUCUAGGGC
Molecule: messenger RNA, 5022 nt
Organism: Juglans regia (Persian walnut)
Lineage: Eukaryota; Viridiplantae; Streptophyta; Magnoliopsida; Fagales; Juglandaceae
Product: zinc finger CCCH domain-containing protein 44-like
Exons: 10
Coding region: 374-4852 (1492 amino acids)
Molecular function (GO): metal ion binding; DNA binding; protein binding
Source: RefSeq, a predicted model, not a curated record